Fusarium sp. VM40 is the source of this 828-nucleotide messenger RNA. The record is from the annotation of a GenBank genome assembly. NCBI's taxonomy places the organism in Eukaryota, Fungi, Ascomycota, Sordariomycetes, Hypocreales, Nectriaceae.
AUGGUCUCUAAGCUCAUCCUCGGACUUCUCCUCGGCAGUGCCGCCGCUCUUUCCUCUCGUGAGAGCCUCCCUCCUCGCUGUGCUGUCGCGGACCCUACCGCCGCGCAAGUCAGCCAGGCCCAGAACCUGAAGAAGAUCGAGAGCAUCUCCAAGAUCAGUGCUGCAUCCAUCACCGUCGACACCUACUUCCACGUCGUCUCCUCCGCUGCCUCAAAGUACAUCACCCAGAAGCAGCUCCAGGAUCAGCUCAAGGCUCUUAACGAUGCCUACGGCUCUCACGGCGUUACCUUCAACCUGAUUGACACCACUUUCACAACCAACGCCAGCUGGGCUGCUGGUAACGGAGAGGUUGCCAUGAAGCGACAGCUCCGCCAGGGAGAUUACAGCACUCUCAACCUGUACUUCACAGACGUUGCUAAGCUCGACGGCUUUGAGGCUCUUGGAUACUGCUACUUCCCCGAGCCCGACGUCUCAACAGGAUCUCAGACCUUUAUCAAGGACGGCUGCGUCAUUGUCGCCGAGACUGUCCCUGGCGGUAGUGCCGCGCCUUAUAACCUGGGUGGAACUGCCGUUCACGAGGUUGGUCACUGGUUCAACCUCUUCCACACCUUCCAGGAUGGCUGCACUGGUGGAGAUCUCGUCAGCGACACCCCUGCUCAAGCCGAGCAGACAAGUGGUUGCCCUACUCGAGCGGACACCUGCCCUAACCAGCCUGGCGACGACCCCAUCCACAACUACAUGGAUUAUUCUGAUGAUGUUUGCUACGAGGAGUUCACACCUGGGCAGCAGACCCGCAUGCACACCGCCUGGACAACCUACCGAAAGUAG